Molecule: messenger RNA, 3851 nt
Organism: Callorhinus ursinus (northern fur seal)
Lineage: Eukaryota; Metazoa; Chordata; Mammalia; Carnivora; Otariidae
Source: RefSeq, a predicted model, not a curated record
CCUGAGGAGCCUUGCGAUGGCUUUCUUGCCAGGAGCGGUCGGAGGGGAUACCCAGGAGGGUUGACGGUGGGUGGAACAGGUGCAUGGCGACGGGCGUGAGGAGGUGGGGAGCGUGAGGGUCCUGAGACCCGGGCCCCGUGAGGGCCAAAUAAGGCUGCUGGAGGGAAACCAGGCCGCUCUUGGAUUGGGUACGAUUCAGUUUGCAGGUUCUGGGUGCGAGAAUUUAAAAGCCUGUGCCAGAAGUUGGUCUUCAGCACUCCAGGGAAACUGUCGCCCCUCGGUCUUCUGUCCCCACCCCCUCCUUGCUGUACCCUCCUUUUCCACCGGUCGCAGGCGCCGUGGAAGGAAAUGCUUUUGCCCUCUCCCAUGGCCUCUGGGACCACUGGAAACCUUUCCUCUAACCGGAAAGCCUCCCUACCGUCACUCACCAAGGAUCCUUGGCUUGGAGUCUUCCUCCUUUCCCCCAAAUCUUCUUUCUCGGUGCACCUCCCCCCCUGGAAUCUCCUAAAGCAGGACCAGGAGUUCCCACUUCUGCUGUCUGCAGUUGUCUGGUGCUUGUACUCAUGGCGACAUCAGCUACCAGCCCCAGUUCACCUCUCCGGACUGAGGAUCUCCUGAGUGAAACAUCAGAAGCCCCUGGGCUGAACCAAGUAUCCUCUGAGGUGACCUCCCAGCUCUAUGCUUCUUUGCAUCUCAGUCGUCAGGCGGAGGCCACCGCCCGAGCCCAGCUGUAUCUGCCCACCACCUCCCUCCCUCCCCACGAGAUGUUAGAUGGCUUGGCCCAAGAGCUGAGUCACAGCUUGUCGGUUGGCUUGGAGAACAACUUGAAGAAAAAGGAUGGUUCCAAGCAUAUCUUUGAGAUGGAAAGUGUUCGGGGUCAACUCCAGAGCAUGCUCCAAAACUCCCGGGAUACGGCCUAUCGGGAUCCCCUCACUCCGGGUCCUGGCUCAGAGAGACGAGAAGACGACUCCUUUGACAGUGACAGCACAGCCACCUUGCUUCACACCCGGCCCCUGCAAGGCUUAUCUCCAUCUAGCUCAGCCCAAGCCCUGGAGGAGUUGUUUCCCCGCUAUGCCAGUCUUCGGCCGGGGCCCCCCCUCAAUCCCCCGGAUUUCCAGGGCCUGAGAGAUGCACUGGAUUCCGAACACACCCGUCGCAAGCAUUGUGAGCGCCAUAUUCAGACCCUACAGACCCGGGUGCUAGAGCUUCAGCAGCAGUUAGUUGUGGCUGUGACUGCUGACCGCAAGAAAGAUACCAUGAUCGAACAGUUGGACAAGACCCUGGCCCGAGUGGUGGAGGGCUGGAACCGUCACGAGGCCGAGCGGGCAGAGGUGCUUCGGGGGCUCCAGGAGGAACGCCAGGCAGCCGAGCUCACCAGAAGCAAGCAGCAGGAGACAGUGACCCACCUGGAGCAAAGCCUUUCCGAGGCCAUGGAGGCCCUGAAUCGUGAGCAGGAAAGUGCCAGACUGCAGCAACGGGAAAGAGAGACGCUGGAGGAGGAGAGGCAGGCUCUGACCCUGAGCCUGGAGCUGGAGCAGCAGCGGUGCCGGGCCCUGCAGGAAGAGCGGGAUGACGCUCGGGCUGGGCAGCUGAGUGAGCAUCGACAGCUGGAGGCGCUGAAGCUGGCCCUGGAGGAAGAGCGGCAGGCCUGGGCCCAGCAAGAGCGCGAGCUGCAGGAGCGCCACGGGGCCCUGCAGGAGGAGGUGCACGCUCAGCUGGAAAAGGAGAAGGGGAACACCCAGAGGGAGGCGCAGGUGGCGCGGGAGGCCCAGCAGCAGCUCACGCUGGUGCAGUCGGAGGUGCGGCGGCUGGAAGGGGAGCUGGACACGGCUCGGAGAGAGCGAGACGCCCUGCAGCUGGAGAUGAGCUUGGUGCAGGUCAGGUGGCGGCAGGUGCCCGAGGCUGCCCUCCUCGUUAGGACAACGCCACCUUUCCUUUCGUGCGCCUGUGAAGCGCCGAGUCGCGCCGAGUCCCGCAUGGGAGCCUCCGUCUGUCCUUGGGGCAGGCAUCAGGCGCAGACGGAGCUGUUAGCUCUCGCCCUCCUUCACCCCCAGGCGCGGUGUGAGAGCCAGCGGAUCCAGCUGCAGUCAGAGAUGGCCCUGCAGCUGGAGCAGCGGGUGAGCGAGCGCCUGGCGCAGGCCCAGGAGAGCAGCCUGCAGCAGGCGGCCUCCCUGCGGGAGCAUCACAGGAAGCAGCUGCAGGACCUGAAUGGACAACACCAGCAGGAACUGUCCACUCAGCUGGCUCAGUUCAAGGUGGAACUGGCAGAGCGAGAGGAAAGGCAGCAGCAGGUGGCUCAGGACUACGAGCUCAGACUGGCCCGGGAGCAGGCGCGCGUGCGUGACCUGCAGAGCGGCCACCAGCAGCUGGAGGAGCAGCGGGCCGAGCUGGUGGAGCGACUCCAGGCCAUGCUGCACGCCCACUGGGAGGAGGCCAACCGGCUGCUCAGCGCCCCCACCUUGCCUCCGAACCCCCCGGUUCCUACCUCCAGGCCCUCCAGCCCUGGGCCUCAGGAGCCAGAGAAGGGGGAGCGGAGGCUGUGGACUCUGCCUCCCAUGGCCGUGGCCCUGAAGCCCGUCCUGCAGCAGAGCCGGGAAGCGGGGGAUGAGGCGCUUGGAGCCCCACCUGUCCUCUGCAGCCCCUCCCCAGACCUCAGCCUCCUGCUGGGGCCCCCUUUCCAGAGCCAGCACUCCUUCCAGCCCCUGGAGCCGAAGCUGGGCCUCACCUCAUCCUCGGCCGGGGACUUCCACCCUGACCACAGGCCGGAGCGGCCGUUCCCUGAGGAAGAUCCUGGGUCCGACGGGGACAGCUUCCUCAAGCAGGGGCUGCCGGCCCCCUCCCAGCUCGAGGGCCUCAAGCAUUUUUUGCACCAGCUGCUGGAGACGGCACCCCAGAACAGCGAGGCCCCCUCUGUUGAUCUGUUGCCCCCGAAGUCUGGUCCGCUGGCUGGCCCGUCUUGGGAGGAAGCAGCCCCGCACGUGCCACACCUCCCACCCCCCGUUCAUAAAACCAAAGUGCCCCUAGCCAUGGCGUCCAGUCUUUUCCGGGUGCACGAGCCUCUCUCAAGCCACUCCCAGAGCAGUGCUCCCAGCGGUGGCUCCCCAGAGAGGGGUGGAGACGGGCUGGCUCCCGCGGGGCAGCUGAUGGAUGUGUCUCAGCUCUUAAAACUGUACCAGGCUCGGGGCUGGGGGGCGCUGCCUGCCGAGGACCUGCUGCUCUACCUGAAGAGGCAGGAACAGGGCAGGACGGACAGCCGAGGGGAUACUGUCCCCAGAAGGAACACAGACUCCCGCUUGGGUGAGAUCCCCCGGAAAGAGAUCCCCUCCCAGGUGCUCCCUCGCCGCCUCGCUCCAGCCCCGAAGACUGAAAAACCUCCAGUUCGCAGGAAAGGCGGGCACCCUGCCCCCAGCAGCACGAGGAGCCGGGGGGGCAUCUGGAGAUGAGCCCCUUGCCCUUUCUACUCUUCUUCUUUUACUAAAUGCUCGAGGGUCUGUAUUCAAGUCUCUGACUCCUAGGUAUCUGAGAAAAUGGAGAUUUUAUAAGAAACGACUUUGUAAAGAAACCUCAUUCGGGUUGAGUAUGUUUUUUAUGUUAUAUGUUCCCAUUUUCUAUUCUGUGGAAAAGACGCGAAGGCUUUGAAGAAAGACCGCCUCUGGCUAGGUUUGAGAAGUUCCAGUGCGCUAAGGUUCAGUGUUUCAAGAGUAGAACGUGCAGAGCAAUUAGCCGUGGUUGGCGGUGGAAUUAUGGGAGAUUCUAAUUUUCUUUAUACGUUUCUGUAUUUCUGCAUUUUCCAAAACAAGCAUGUAUUAGUUAAUAAUCAGAAAAAACAAACUUGUAAUAAAAGUAAAUUA